Molecule: messenger RNA, 1598 nt
Organism: Neohortaea acidophila
Lineage: Eukaryota; Fungi; Ascomycota; Dothideomycetes; Mycosphaerellales; Teratosphaeriaceae
Product: Alpha/Beta hydrolase protein
Exons: 5
Coding region: 231-1295 (354 amino acids)
Molecular function (GO): hydrolase activity
Source: RefSeq, a predicted model, not a curated record
UCAGCGUCAUCGUUGAUGGGUCUCGAUAGCCGGGCUUCGUCUUCCCCACCUCACCUCGUCAACCUUCAUCCGCUUACAUAUGGGAGGUGGAAUACCGUCGUCAGCAAAAUCAUUACCAUGUAGACAUCAGUCUCGAAGAUUACCUUGCGAUUUUCUAAACAUAUCAAUUCGUUGACUAUCAUCUGGUGAAGUUACGCUCGAAUUGAUCUGCAUUGGACAACGACUUAGGAAUGGCUAUCACGGAAGAGGAUCGUAAACGAAUGGGCACUGUGGAUCCGGAGCUGGCAGAGGCUUUGAAAACCCAGCCAUUCCCCGACCUCACCGGCGGCGACCCCAACGCCACUCGAGGGGUAGCAAUUCGACAGAACAGGGCAGCGCAUCUCGCGAAGUUGCGACACCUCUACCCCAUCCCUGGACCAAUUCCAGAGCAGGUCUCUGAAAGUCUACACCAGGUGCCCGCGCGUGAUGGUGCAGGCAUUCCUGUGCGCAUAUAUGUGCCGGUGAACAGGCCUGCCAGCGGAAGUCCGCUGAUACUCAUGUUCCAUGAAGGCGGGUGGAGCAUGGGCGAUCUCAGUGAUGAAGAUCAGAAUUGCAGGCUAUUCACUCGGGACCUGGGUGCAGUCUGUGUCAACGUCGACUAUCGUCUGGCUCCAGAGCAUCCGUUCCCUGCAUGUGUGAAUGAUGCAUGGGACGUCGUAAAGUGGUGUGCGCAGAACGCCUCUCCAGGCUCCUCUAUCUUACCGGCCGAUCCUAAACAGGGCUUCGUCGUAGGGGGUGCAUCGGCUGGCGGCAAUCUAUCGGCGGUGGUGUGCCAGCUCGGCCGGGAUGAAGGCCUCAGCCCUCCACUAACGGGACAGUAUCUCUGCGUACCUUCCCUUCUAUGGGCCAGCUCCGCCGACGCCGUUCCUGAAAAGUACAGGGCCGAGUUUCGAAGUCGCUUUGAGUCCGCUUCCGACCCCAUCGUCAAGCCGUACAAUGAAGCGAGCAACGCUCGAAUGAUGCAAACCCUGGCUCCUGACCUGAACUCGCCGUUGUUCAGCCCUCUGCUGCAUCCGAACCUGGGCGACCUUCCACCUGCCUUCUUUCAGCUGGGCGGAUUGGACCCGCUCAGGGAUGAAGCGUUGAUCUACGAGCGAGAGCUGAAGGAGAACGGGGUGUUGACGAAGAGCAUUGUGUACUCCGGAUUCGGGCAUAUGUUCUGGACAAAUUGGCCAACAAUGCAGCGAAGCAAAGAGUUCGUGCAAGACACUGCACAAGGAGUUCGAUGGUUGUUGGAGGUUGGGAAAGCGAGGUGAGCAGAGGCAUGUGCAGGAGGCGAGAGGCAGGCGCGAGCGCAAAGGGAAAACGUGGGCAGGAUUCGCCUCACUUCUGGAGUUUGUACGCGAUUUCAGAAGCCAUCAAGAUCCCACCACUCCUGAGCGCUCGUGGGAGAGCGUGGCUGCGAACCACGACAGCAGCAUGGCGAAGACGUUGGUAGGAUGCAUUUGCAUAUCUGAAGUCUGCACGCGAGUUUGACAGCAAUGAGCAGCAUACCAGCCCCUUUCGUGAUAGAUCGUCCCCGCGAACGUCGAAGUUGCAUGGCAGGAGUUUGGGUUAGG